Molecule: messenger RNA, 774 nt
Organism: Acanthosepion pharaonis
Lineage: Eukaryota; Metazoa; Mollusca; Cephalopoda; Sepiida; Sepiidae
Source: the annotation of a GenBank genome assembly
AUGUUCUUUCUUUCUUUCUUUCUUUCUUUCUUUCUUUCUUUCUUUCUUUCGUUCUCAUUUCGUUCGUUCAGUCGGUCGUUCUUUUUUUCAUUCUUUCUUUUAUCUAUUUUCAUUCGUUCGAUCAUUCAGUCGUUUUUCUUUCUAUUUUUCAUUCGUUCUUUCAUUCGGUCGUUAAAUUCGGUCGUUCUUUCUUUUUUCUAUUAUUCAUUCGGUUGUUCUUUCUUUCUAUUAUUCAUUCGGUUGUUCACCCGAAUGUUCUUUCUUUUCUUUUGUUUGUUUGUUUGUUUGUUUGUUUCUUUCUCAUUCGUUCGUUCAGUCGGUCGUUCUUUUUUUUCUUACUUUAUUUCUUUUAUCCAUUUUCAUUCGUUCGAUCAUUUAGUCGUUUUUCUUUGUAUUUUUCAUUCGUUCAUUCAUUCGGUCGUUUUUUCUUUUUUUCUAUUAUUCAUUAACUUGUUCUUUCUUUCUAUUAUUCAUUCGGUUGUUCACCCGAAAGUUCUUUCUUUCUUUCUUUCUUUCUUUCUUUUUAUUUCUCAUUCGUUCAUUCAGUCAGUCAGUCAUUCUUUUUUUCCUACUUUCUUUCUUUUAUAUAUUUCCAUUCGAUCGAUCACUCAGUCGUUUUUCUUUCUAUUUUUCAUUCAUUCGUUCAUUCUGUCGUUCUUUCUUACUUUCUUUCCUUUUUCUAUUUUCAUUCGUUCGAUCAUUUGGUCGAACUUUCUAUCGUUCAUUCAAUUUUCCAUCCGUUCCUUCAUGCGAUGGUUCUUUCAUUAUUUUUAA